AUGGCCAAGUCUCUACGUGCUAAAUCCGAUCUUAACGCUAAAUCUAUCAAGCGUAAGGCUGUUUUCCAAAAGACAGUUGACGCUAGAGCAGAGAGACUUGCUGAGAAGUUAAAGAAUGAUCUAUUGAAGCAGAAGAUGGAGGAGCUCAAGGCCAAGAACAACGGCAUGGAAAUUGACGAAGAGACUCUACUGAAACAGGAGGAAGAGAAGCGCAAGGAGAUGGAAUCUGUGCAAAAGAAGGUGAGUACUUCUGGGUGGAGGGAUGCCAGACACCACAAUUACAAGAAGGCCAAGCUACAAAAGAAGAAGAGCAAGAAGGGAUCGUUCACCAAGUUCUAA
Messenger RNA from Kluyveromyces marxianus DMKU3-1042, 339 nucleotides. RefSeq lists its product as uncharacterized. Bases 1 to 339 code for a protein of 112 amino acids. Lineage: Eukaryota; Fungi; Ascomycota; Saccharomycetes; Saccharomycetales; Saccharomycetaceae. The transcript has a single exon. Gene Ontology annotation, cellular component: preribosome, large subunit precursor. The record is from RefSeq and is a predicted model, not a curated record.